This is a messenger RNA of Calliphora vicina (urban bluebottle blowfly), 7493 nucleotides long. It is a transcript of the gene alpha-Man-Ia, whose product is annotated as alpha-Mannosidase class I a. The record is from RefSeq and is a predicted model, not a curated record. NCBI's taxonomy places the organism in Eukaryota, Metazoa, Arthropoda, Insecta, Diptera, Calliphoridae. Gene Ontology annotation, cellular component: Golgi membrane; endoplasmic reticulum. Gene Ontology annotation, molecular function: mannosyl-oligosaccharide 1,2-alpha-mannosidase activity; calcium ion binding. The transcript is spliced from 6 exons. Gene Ontology annotation, biological process: carbohydrate metabolic process; mannose trimming involved in glycoprotein ERAD pathway. Bases 185 to 2827 code for a protein of 880 amino acids.
AUAAUACAAAAAAAAAAACUAAAAUCAGCUUUUGCGUGAGUGUUUUUUGAUCAUAACAAUUUGUCGCCAUAUCAAACAUCGUCUCCAAAACGUCCAUAAUACAAAAGCUUCUCAUUUGUUCCUAUAAAACACAUACAGCAACAGCAACAACAACAACGUCAACGACAUUCGGUUGCGCCAAACAAUGUGCACAAAAAAAUGUUUUCGCAUGCCAACGUUAGUCAUAUUCGGUGUCAUUCUCACAAUCGUCUUAGUCUUCAUUACCGGCAUCACACUAACCAACAGUAUUAAUAUCUCCAACAUUGUCAAGCUGCGCGAAAAAGUUGCCAGUGACUCAGCGGCGGCAAACAGUGUCAAUGCGGCCCAAACGCGAGCAGCACUGGUGGAGCAACAGUAUUCAACAUUGCAACAGCAUCAUUUGUCACGAAGUGAUUUAAAUUAUAUAACAGCUAAUCAUCCAAAAAAUUUACAACGUUUCCUGCAAACGUCUCAAACACAACAACAAGCACAACAGCCAUCACCACAGCCGCCCCUGCCACAUUUGCCACCGCCGCCUGCUGCACCAGUGCAACCAGUUGUUGGUUCGCCAGCAAAUACUAACAAUAAUAAUAAAAUAAUAAUUGAAAUUGGCAUACGUAAUUUUACAGCAGCUGCCGCAGCCGCAGCCGUGGCGGCACAUCAACAGCAACAACUACAAUUGCAACAACAAACAAAUAAUCGUUCCUUGUCUUCGCUACAAUCAGCAUCAUCGCUACAAUCAUCAUCCGUAUCAGCGUCAUCUUCGUCAUCAGCGACGUCUUCCUUUGAUAGUAAUCAAACAACCGUGGCAAGAAAUGUGGUUAGAGCGGCUGGUGCAGCCACAAUUGUUGAACAGUUAGUGGCGCCUUUCGAUGGCGCCAUUAUUGAUGGUAAUAUAGAAUCCAUAUCAGUGCCAGCCACUUCGGAAAUUCGACAACAAUUAAAUGAAACUUUGAAAUAUUUAGCCGAAAAUGACAAAACGGUGACAUCUCAUGAAAGUAAAAAUUCCUUAAUGUUAAAUCGAUUACCUCCGCUAAACACAGGCAGCAGCACAAGCACCACUACCACCACUCUCAAGCCAUUAAAUUCCAGCUCAAAUGCUACCACAGCAUCUUCAACUCCAUCACCAUUUUCAUCAUCAGCAUCAUCAUUGUCAAAUUUAACUUUAACUGCAACUACUAAAAGCUUUUUAAAUAAUUCCUUAAAUUCUUCGACUUCAUCAAAAGCUGCUGAUGCUGCUGUUGCUGCCGUAUCAAAGGAAACAAUUUUGUUUUCCACUUUGUCAACAGCAGCUCCACUACCAGCAGUCUCUACAACAAUAUCUCCUGCCUUAACAGCAGCAGCUCCAGCAAAUCAAUUAAGCAUUGAAGAUCAUAAUCCCGGCAUGAUUGAUUUCGAAAAACGUAAUUAUGUUAAAGAGAUGAUGCAACAUGCCUGGCAAAACUACAAACUUUAUGCCUGGGGUAAAAACGAACUGAGACCGCUGUCACAGCGUGCCCAUAGCAGUAGUAUAUUUGGUUCCAUGGACUUGGGUGCUACCAUCAUUGAUGGCCUGGACACCCUCUAUCUAAUGGGUUUGGAGAAAGAGUACAAAGAGGGCAGAGAUUGGAUUGAGCGUAAAUUCACGUUGGACAAUGUGAGUGCCGAUUUGUCGGUGUUCGAAACCAAUAUACGUUUCAUUGGUGGUCUCCUAACAAUGUAUGCCUUUACGGGCGAUAAUCUUUAUAAAGAGCGAGCCCAACAUGUAGCCGAUAAACUAUUACCUGCCUUCCAGACACCAACUGGUAUACCAUAUGGUUUGGUAAAUCCUAAAACUGGUUUGAGUAAAAAUUAUGGCUGGGCUUCCGGUGCUAGUUCAAUACUCUCUGAAUUUGGUACGCUACAUUUAGAAUUUAGUUAUUUAAGUGAUAUAACUGGUAAUCCACUGUAUAAGGAGCGAGUACAAACCAUUAGACAGAUAUUGAAGGAGAUAGAGAAACCCAAAGGUUUAUAUCCAAAUUUCUUGAAUCCUAAAACUGGUAAAUGGGGUCAAUUACACAUGUCCUUGGGUGCUUUGGGUGAUAGUUUCUAUGAGUAUUUGCUUAAAGCCUGGCUUCAAUCUGGCCAAACCGAUGAUGAGGCCCGACAAAUGUUCGAUGAAGCCAUGGUUGCGAUUAUUGAUAAAAUGGUACGCACUAGUCCCAAUGGUUUGACUUAUGUUUCCGAUUUGAAAUUUGAUCGUUUGGAACAUAAAAUGGAUCAUUUAGCCUGUUUUUCAGGUGGUCUCUUUGCUUUGGGCGCCAAUACCCGUCAAAAUGAACACACUGAAAAGUUUAUGAACAUUGGCAAGGGCAUUACGAAUACUUGCCAUGAAAGUUAUAUACGAUCAACAACACGUCUAGGACCAGAAGCAUUCCGCUUUAGUGAAGCCGCCGAGGCUCGUGCCUUGAAAUCGAAUGAAAAAUACUAUAUUUUAAGACCCGAAACUGUUGAAAGUUACUUUGUGCUCUGGCGUUUGACACACGAUCAAAAGUAUCGUGAUUGGGGCUGGGAUGCUGUACAAGCCCUAGAGCAACAUUGUCGCACACCACACGGUUAUUCGGGCAUUAAGAAUGUGUACCAAGAGGUACCACAAAAGGAUGAUGUACAACAAAGUUUCUUCUUGGCUGAAACUCUGAAGUAUUUGUAUUUGUUAUUCUCGGACGAUUCACUGAUACCCUUGGACGAAUGGGUAUUCAAUACCGAGGCCCAUCCUUUGCCUAUUAGGGGGGCAAAUAUUUACUAUCGCCAGGCGACGUCAACAUCAGCAGCAGCCACUAAUGCCUCCUAAAAUUAAACGGCCAAAUUGUACGCAUUAAAUCUAACUCAGCUGCUAGUUUUAUAUAUCUUAAGUUUUUCCAUAAUGUGGCACUAAGUGUGCUGCUGACAUUACAAAUUUUGCGUUUAAAUUUUGACUAUUGAAUACAUGGUAUAAGGACAUGUAUCAACAUUUUUCUUUUGACUUUUCUGUUUUGGCUUUCAUACCUUUUUGAGUUAUUUUUUUUUUCUUAAGAAAACCCAAAAACUUUUUAAGUUUGCUUUGAAUCUCUAUAUGUCUCUCUCUCUCUGUCUUUCUCUCGAGCUGACAAUUCAAAUAUAACAUAUUGUAUGUUUUUGAAUAAUAAUGAUAAUUCGCACAUUUGUAGCAACAAGUACUAAAUAUUUUAAUUAAUCUAAUCACCUCUGUAGAACUGUGUUAAAACAAAUAUUUCUAUUGUGAGCAAUUAAUUCUUCUAGCACUUAUAUAGAUUUUUUUAUAUUAUUUUCUUAUUUUUAACUUUAUUUUUUUGAUUAUUUUAAUUAAAUUUUGUUUUUGUAGCAUAAUUUUUUAUAUAGUAGUUUUAUUAUUUAGGUUUUGUUUUAAUUAACUUCUGUUUAUAAUUUUUAUAAUUUAUUUUAUAUUUAGAAAUAUAUAAAUAUUGUAAUUAUAAUUUAUAUACAUAAUUUUCUUUCCUAAAUAUUUGUAACUAAGGCAAUCUAAUAAUGUAUGUUAAUUUAUAUGCUAAAGUUGUACAAAACAUAAUAUGUAUGUAUAUUUAAAACAAUUGUUGUAUAUAGAUGCGUCCAUAUCUAUAUAGUGACUUUUUUGCUAACUUUAUUUAGAAAACCAUUUUUAAAACAAAAUUUCCUUUGUAUUUUCAAAUAGCUUCUAGGCUAUAUUUUCUAUUCUGCCUGUUUUAAUAAAAUAUAUUUUUAGUUUCUUGCAAAUUAUUUCGUUUUCAUAUUUCUAAUUGAGUACACAUUGAAAUAUUCCAAUAACGCCCUAGUGUUUCAAUUAGCUUUCAUCUCGAAUCGUUAGCGAAUUAGAAUUCUUCAAAGGUUCGAAAGGAAUUAAUUCUUAAUUCAAUUUUCAAAAUCAAAUUAAAUUUGUUUUCUGAACCAUUCCAAUAAAGAAUUCAUAACUAAUUAAUUCCUAGGCAUAAUUUCAUAGUACAUACUUCAAUUCUCCCUUAGAGAAUUAAUUCCUUAUUGAAUCAUUCAAUUAUUUUUAAUUCAAAACAAAAAAAUCUCUGGAAUUCUUGUACGAUUUCGAUUGUCAAAAUCUGAAAAAAGAAAAUUUCAAGAAAUUUUAUUUUUGUUGUUGGUGCUGGUUUAUACACGUCAAGUUUUCUACAAACUCAAGUCUUGAGUUUGUAGGAGAGAGAGGAAUUAAAAGAGGAACAUCCAAUCUCCUCUCCUGUAUCUUCUAUAAUCUCAAAACUUGACGUGUGUGAACCAGCAUUUAUUAAUUGGAAUAAUUUGUUAAAAUCUCGAAAGUUUUUGAAGUGUAUAGUUCAAGGCAUUUCUUAGUUCUUCAGUAUAUAUGUAAGUAAUUUUCCACAACUUAUUGGUUAUAAACAUGACAUUUAUUUAAUUCAAUUAGCCGAAGAGUCUAGAACUUAGUAAGUGAUUUACUGAGGAAUUAAGUUCAAUAUCUUUUUUGUCUAAAACUCUGUUUUCUAUCCUAUUUAUAAUCUAGUUGAAAAUUUCUUACUUGUUUAUUAUUUAUAUAUUGACUAUUUAAAUCAUUUAAUAUUUUUUUUUUUUGAGAAAAUGUUUAUACAAAUUUAUGCAUUUCGAUUGUUUACUAAAAGUUUUUUUUAAUUAUUAACAAGAUUAUUAUCAAACUCAUAAUGUAAUUUUUAGAAUCCAAAAAAAACUUUUAAAAUUUAAAGAGACGGCAAGGUUUGUGAGCCUCCUGAAGGGUACAUAUAAGCAUUUUGAACAAGUAUUUAAUAUUAUUGAAAGCUUUAGAACUUGAGAAUUCAAAUUUUAAAUUCAAAAAAAUGUCCAAUACAUUUUUAGAAUAAUAUUUUGCAUAAAAACUUUAAAUUUCAUCAGAUUUUUCGUGAAGAAUUAUCGUAAAAUUCAAACGGAAUUAGAUAUCGUAAUUUAGUUUGGAACUUGUAUAGAUCGAAAGAUCUUUUUAUCAGUGGGUUAAUAACUUUUGCUACUAUCUUUAUUUAAAUACCUAUCUCGAUCUACCGAAUUAUUUCAAAAAUACAAUUUUUCCAGAUUUUUUAAACUUUUGUAGGCCUUAAAUGAUGAGAUUGCGGGGCCGACCACUAGCUCUUAUUUCAACUAAGAACCCAUGUAAAUGCAAAUCAACUCAAUAAUACCUCAGCUCUGAUUAUGUUAAAUAUCAUUAAGAUAUCUCCAAUCGUUCAUAAAUUACCGAAUUGUGGGGCCGCCCAAAUCAAUUCAAUAACAUCUCAGCUCAAACUGUGUAAAAUUCCAUUAUGAUAUCUCCAAUCGUUAACGAGCUAGCAAAUUAUUUCGAAAAUACAAUGUAUCUAAACACAAGAUUCUAAAAAAAAUUAAUAAUAUCUUCGAAAACUUAAAAUUUCAAAACUGCAAGAAAUAUUUAAUUGCUGAAAAGUGUUUGUUAUUUAAAAUACAAUUUUUAACUUAAAACCACACAUUACACAGAUAUGAAUCAGCUAGUUCCAGCAAUAUGGCAAUACUCUGCAACCACGACCAUUGAGAAGCGGUUGUAGAACGUCAAAAUAACCAUACGGUUCGAUAUUACUUUUUUGAGAACUGUCCUUUAUUGCAUAUCUGUGUAAUCUGUGCUGAAAACAUUUAACACCAAAAGUCAAAUUUGUUUAUGAAAAAUGUUUUAAACCUUUUCUUUAACACUUUCCGUAGUAUAUUUGCAAGGGCUGCAAAUAAUUCCAAACUUACUACGUUAGCAACAACAGUUAACAAUGAAAAGUAAAUUCCGCUUAUAUUGACAUUAUUUAAGCUACAAAAACUUGUCUUAUUUUUUUACUUGAAAUUUUCUUUUUAAAACUAUUCGCUCUUUAUAAACUUUUAAGUACUCUUCUUAAAUUAAAUAAUUUUCCAUUCAUUUUGUUAAAAAAAAAACUUUGUACUUAUAUUUUGAAAUUUUAUCUUUUAAUUUAAUAUUUAGAAAAAACACUACCAUUUUAAUUUUGAAAAGCACAAGUCUAUUUAACUAAAUGUUGUUCAUAUUAAAACAAAUUAUUAAACAAACAAACAAAAAACACUUAUACAUCUUAGAAUUUACUUUAUUUUAAAGCCUUAUACAAACAAAUUAAAAGAAACAUAAUAAAGAAUUUGAAAAUAAACAGGAUAAAUAAAAACAUAAUAAAUAUUUUGAAAAACAUAAAAAAAAAUAAAACAAAUGACGACAAGAAAAUUGAAAUAAAAGGUAUUAAAAAGAACAUUUUUAAAGCGUUAUUUAAAACAAGAAAAAGGUUUUCUUCAACGCCAAAUAUUAGAGUAAAUAAAAAAAGAAUAUAAAAUAAAAUAAAAAUAUAAUUAAUUGUAUUAAAAAAAAAAGAAAAACAAAAGCUUUAUACUAAAAAUGUAAAGUAUAGUAUAUACAUUAUAAAUAAAAACAAAUUAACAAAACACACUUACAUAUAUAUACAUACAUAAAUAAUUGAAUAUUUUAUAAAAUAAAAAAUUUUGUUUUAAUAUAUAAUUCAAAUAAAUACAUAACUUUAAAUUAAACGAAAGAAAGAGACAUUGCUAAAAAAACUAAAACAACAAAAAAUAAAAAAAUUUAAAAAUAUUUGUCAAUAGAUAGAGAGCAAAAAUAUUCAAUGAAUAUUAGAUUUGAUAUUGAACUUAAACGAAUUAGUUUGAAAACUUAUUUAUAUUAAAGAUUUCCAAUCGAAUUACAAGUAACAACAUUAAUGUUAAUACAAAAAAAUAUUGUAAAAUAUUAAGAGAAAAACAAAAAAAAACAAGAAAACUUACAUCAAAUUAUAAUAUGAUGUUAUGAUAUUUUGUAUAUGUAUAUAAAUUAAGUAAAUUUAAAAAGAAAACAAAACAACAAAACAUUAUAUGUAGUCUCCUUUUUACUAAAAAAUUAUCCACUAAAAAUUAGUGUAAAAUAUUACAAAAACAUAAAGCCCCCUCCCAGAAAAAACAAUAUAACAAAACCCCAAGUUUUCUCCCCAAAACAAACCCCCACUUAUCAAAAAUACAAUUAUCAAACUUUAAAACAUUUUCAAACACUUUUUAUAUAAAUUAAAAAAAGAAGGAAAAUAGUAAUACGUUGAAAUACUCUAAAAUAUCAAAAAUAAUUCUUAAGUAAUUAAGUUUAAAAGCAAACACCCCUUCUCUUUUCCAAAAAAAAAAGAAAAAAUAACGAAAAUAUUUAUUCAAAAACAUGUCUAUUCGAAAAUAAGCAAAAACAAAAAUUAAAAUCUAUCUCUUAAUUAAAAUUUCCUUUAUCUCUAUCUCUCUGUCUCUAACUCUAUAGAAAGUUUUGUUUGAAAAAAAAACCGUAUAUAAAACAACAAUAAAACCCAUAAUGAAUUAAAGCAAGUAAAAAAAUAAUUAAUAAUCAAAUAAUAUUUAUCAUGAUAUUAUAUAAAUAUAAUUAUUAUUUUAUUUAAUUUAAUUUUUUUUAUUAUUAUUAAGAUAUAACAUUUUAAUAAUUAGUUUAAAUUUAUUAUAAAUAAAAUAUUUAAAUAAAAUUUUAAUAUAAAUAAAAUAUAUAA